GGUUAUCGGCUAAAUACCGAGGACUAUUCCGAGUAUGGUUGGUGAUAAAUUUCGAAAACUUUUCAGUAUUUAGUGUGAAGUCAAGUCGAAAAAAAUCGACGUCAAAUUUUUCACCAGCUCGAGCCAGCAAAGGACACGUAGGCUAGAAUAACCCGAAAGUUACCUACGAGUAAAAAGAGGCAAACGAGUAUAAAACGCCAGCGACAAAAUGAUCGUAAAAAUGAAAAAUACCACCAUCAACGGUGUAGAAAACACCUGCAAACUUAGCGGCUUUCCUUACUUCAGCUACUUGGGAAUUCCAUACGCUAAGCCGCCAAUUGGUAACUUACGAUUUCAGCCACCUCAAAAACCUGACGAACUCGAAGAGGAAUUCGACGCCACGUUGGAAGGAGAUGAUUGCAUACAGAUGAGCAGAUCGCGUCCUGGUACCAUUGGCAGCGAGGAUUGCUUAUAUGUAAAUGUCUACGUGCCGAAGACUGAAGAUAACGACCGGUUGAAGCCAGUAUUGGUAUACGCUCAUGGAGGAUUGUUCACAUAUUUCUCUGGCUCAUCAAAUUAUUUUUCGCCUGAUUACGUCCUUCCUCACGACGUGAUCGUCGUCACCAUAAAUUAUCGACUUCAUGUUUUAGGAUUUCUGGAUUUGGGACUACCAGAUUCGCCAGGAAAUGUCGGCCUCAAAGACUUGAUUUUAGCUUUGCAAUGGGUCAAAGAGAAUAUCGAAUGUUUCGGCGGAGACCCGAAUAAAAUAACCGCCGGUGGUAAUAGUUGCGGUGCUGCUCUGCUUCAUCUCCUCACUUUUUCUCCUGCCACUAAAGAUAUGAACCUAUUCCAGCAACUCGUAAUGUUCAGUGGAAACGCUCUGAUGCGUCCUGCAGUUACGAAUUCGGUGGAGCGAGCUUUCGAAUUCGGCCACAGAUUGGGUUACAGAGGGAAAAACAAAGAAGGACUUUUGAAAUUUUUGAAAAACGUACCGGCCGAUGAACUAGUCGAAGGAUUGACCGCGUACCAUAGAUACUUACAAUUGGAAAAUGGAGGAGAUAUUAUCGUUUUACCGUUCUCACCGUCAGUCGAGACCAUCGAAGAAGGAGCUAUUAUCACCGCCGAGACGCAAUCGUUGGCCGAUCAAUCUGUCAAAUUACCAACGUUCACCGGAUUAAUGUCUAAAGAGGGAAUGUUCGCGUUUUACUUGGAUCCGUUCGUAAUGAAUCAUUUGAGAGAAGAUUUUACCACUUGUGUUGGACGAAUGCUGCCUAUGAUUAAUGAUAAAAUUUUACCCGAAGUCGCCGAUAUGAUCAAGUUGUACUAUUUCAAGAAUAAAGAUAUCGACUUCAACUCCGGAAAGGAAACGAUAGACCUUUACACCGAUGUCAUAUGGACGAGGGCUUUCUACGACCUGAGCAAUUUCAAAGACGUGAACGAAGAAAAAUGGCCAGUUUUCGUAUUCCAUUUCUUAUACGAAGGACCUCUGAACUGCUACAAGAAAUAUUACCCGGUUAUCACCAGAUUAAUGGAUGGGCCAACUCACGAUGACAUCCUAGGGUAUAUAUUACCUUUCAAAAGCGACAUCGCAAGUCGAUUUUCAAGCAAAAGGGAUAUUAAAGUUAUUAAAAAUCUGAGCGCAUUGUUUUGCAAUUUCAUCAAAACAGGAAAUCCAAACGGAGACAAUGUGAGUGUGAAUUGGAAACCUUUCAGCCAAGACCAGCCUAACUUUUUGCAAAUACACGAGAAUAUGAAAAUGUGCAAUGGAUAUAUAAACGAAGAUAGAUACAAAUUUUGGUUAAAGAUAAAUAAAAUAAUAAAGGAGGGUAAAAUAGAAAACAACGAAACGGAAGAGGAAUAGACGAGCUGUGUGAGAAAUUCUUCUUGGAUUAUUUUUUAAUCAUUCGUUAAUUAUUGUAUUUUUGUAAGCCAACUAUUAUAUUAAUUAUUUAAAGUUGUGCUGUAUAAAUUAUAAAUUGAAAACUUUAUAUCAAUGAGACGAACAAUAAUAUUCAUUGUGUGAAAUAGUUGAAAAUAUAAACAAGAAAGGAGAA
Molecule: messenger RNA, 2033 nt
Organism: Planococcus citri (citrus mealybug)
Lineage: Eukaryota; Metazoa; Arthropoda; Insecta; Hemiptera; Pseudococcidae
Product: juvenile hormone esterase-like
Exons: 11
Coding region: 209-1840 (543 amino acids)
Source: RefSeq, a predicted model, not a curated record